Musa acuminata AAA Group (dessert banana) is the source of this 3051-nucleotide messenger RNA. Its product is annotated as replication protein A 70 kDa DNA-binding subunit A-like. Gene Ontology annotation, cellular component: DNA replication factor A complex; nucleus. The coding region runs from base 184 to 2832 and encodes 882 amino acids. NCBI's taxonomy places the organism in Eukaryota, Viridiplantae, Streptophyta, Magnoliopsida, Zingiberales, Musaceae. Gene Ontology annotation, molecular function: damaged DNA binding; zinc ion binding; single-stranded telomeric DNA binding. The transcript is spliced from 3 exons. Gene Ontology annotation, biological process: double-strand break repair via homologous recombination; nucleotide-excision repair; DNA replication. The record is from RefSeq and is a predicted model, not a curated record.
GUUCGCUCCUCUUCGACGGCCCUUAAAAGCCAUCCACUAUUAGGGCUCUUUCGAAAGCACCCGUCACCGCAUCUGGCGCCUCGGGAGAAGCGAUCGGCGAAGAGGGGUUCCCAAGCCAUCUAAUCCACUGUUUUCGAUCUGUUGUUGAAGUGAGUCAAGGGGACGAGGAGGAGGUAAAAGAGGAUGGCUGCGGUGGAUCUGACGCAGGGGGCAAUAGCGGCGAUUUCGGAGGGGCGGGCGGAGGAGGGCGCCAGGCCGGUGGUGCAGGUGUGGGACGUGAAGCUGGUCAACACCCAGCAGAGCACCACGGAGCGGUACCGGAUGCUGCUGUCCGACGGAACUCACAUGCAGCAGGCCAUGCUCGCGACGCAGAUGAACGGACUCGUUAAGUCGGGGGCACUGCAGAAGUACUCCAUCGUUCAGCUCAACGAGUUCAUCUGUAACGUCAUCCAGAACCGCAGAAUCAUUAUUGUUAUCAACUUGGAAGUCCUUGUCAGCAGUAGUAAUGGAAUUGGAGAACCAAAAUUGUAUGAUAAUGGUCCUGCUUCACAAAACCGAGCUCCUAUCCCUGCUCAGCCAUCCAGUACAGAUCAACCAGUGAAGGCUGCGGUGAAUCCUCAAACUUAUGGUGGUCCAAAUUCUAGCAAAUCUAACAGCGGACAAAAUGUUGCAGGAGUUUCUCUUAAUCCCAAGUCAGAGUCUAUGACAAACAACUCAUCUUUUGGUGGUUCUUAUGGUAGUGGUCCCAUGUCGAGCAGGAACAUGAAUAGUCCGAAUAUUGAACAGCCAAAAGCUGAACAAGGUAUCGGGAGGUUUUAUGAAUCACAUCCAAACAGUGGUAAUCAAAACCAGAGGUUCUCAAAUCCAGCUUCUGUUGGAGCAUUUGGACCUCCUGCUAGUUCCUAUGGGCGUCCAGUUCAGCCUGCUUAUCAGCAACCCCCACCGCUGUACACAAAUAGAGGGCCUAUAGCCAAGAAUGAAGCUCCUGCUCGCAUUAUUCCUAUUUCUGCUUUGAAUCCUUACCAGGGCAGAUGGACAAUUAAGGCAAGAGUGACAACCAAGAGUGAACUUCGGCGCUACAAUAAUCCUAGGGGGGAAGGGAAAGUCUUCUCUUUUGAUCUCCUGGAUUCAGAUGGUGGAGAAAUACGUGUUACUUGCUUUAACGUGGUAGCCGACCAGUUCUAUGAUCAGAUUGAAGUGGGGAAAGUGUACUUGAUCUCCAAAGGAAGCUUGAAGCCUGCACAGAAGAGCUUUAAUCAUCUGAACAAUGAAUAUGAAAUAUUUUUAGAGGCUCAAUCAGUGAUCCAACCAUGUUUAGAGGAAGAUAACACCAUCCCAAAGCAACAGUUCAACUUUCGGCCGAUAAAUGAAAUUGAAGGCUUGGAAAACAAUACCAUGGUUGAUGUUAUUGGCAUUGUGGUGUCAAUAAAUCCCUCGCUUUCGAUAAUGAGAAAAAAUGGCACAGAAACCAAUAAACAAACUCUCCAAUUAAAGGAUAUGUCAGGUCGUAUUGUGGAAAUGACUAUGUGGGGUAAGUUCUGCAGCGUAGAGGGUCAGCAACUUCAACAUAUGUGUGACUCUGGUGUAUGUCCUGUACUGGCCAUUAAAACUGGGAGAGUCAGUGAUUUUAAUGGGAAGUCAGUAACUACUAUUGGCUCAAGCCAACUAUUUAUAAAUCCUGAUUUUCCCGAGGCUCACAGAUUGAGAGACUGGUAUAAUAGAGAAGGGAAGAGUAUGACUGCUGCUUCAAUAUCCAGGGAGACAACAACCACGGGUAGGAAUGAUGUUAGGAAGACAGUCGCACAGAUUAAGGAUGAGGGUUUAGGACGAUCCGAGAAACCUGAUUGGAUAACCGUAAAGGCAACCAUCACGUUCAUGAAGGUUGACAAUUUCUGCUAUACAGCUUGUCCAUUGAUGGUAGGGGAUAGGCCAUGCAAUAAGAAGGUUAACAACAAUGGUGAUGGCACUUGGCAUUGUGAUCGUUGUGAUCAGAGUUUUCCCGAGUGUGAUUAUAGGUAUCUGCUCCAGUUUCAGAUCCAGGAUCAUACAGGUAUGACCUGGGUUACAGCAUUCCAAGAAUGUGGCGAGGAGAUAUUGGGUGUCACUGCAAAGGAGCUGUAUUUGUUGAAAUAUGAAGAACAAGAUGAUUUGAAGUUUGCAGAAAUUAUUCGGACGGUGCUCUUCCAUCAAUAUUUAUUCAAGUUGAAAGUUAAGGAGGAGACAUUUAGUGAUGAACAGCGUGUGAAAUCAACUGUUGUCAAAGCUGAGAAAAUAAACCCAUCGUCUGAGAGCAAGUAUCUUCUGGGUCUGAUUGAGAAGCUUUCGAGUGAAGAUCCCAAUGCUUCUAAAGGAACGUAUGGAACUUCUGCCUCAACUUCUGGAAUGGCUAAUAUUACCUAUGGUACUGGUGAAUCUAACUUUGGCAGUAAUAGCAACAACUUUGGCAAUAUCCAUUCUGGAAGGAACAACUUUGGCAAUAAUAGCAGUUCCGACGGAUACAGAAUGGGAGCAACAAAUCAGUUUGUGCAGCAUGCAAAUGACUAUGGUGGCAACAUGAAACAUAGUUUUUCUAGAAAUGAGGUUCAAGCAUUCUGCAACAAUUGUGGCUCCAAUGGUCACAGUUUCCAGAAUUGUCCGAGAGGCGUAAAUAGGCAGGGCCAGUCCGCAGGUGGUGGAUUCUCAAGUAUUGGUUCCAACAUUUGUUUCAAAUGCCAACAGCCUGGGCACUGGGCUAGUGAAUGCCCUGGGAUGGGUGCUGCCGGAUCAGCAUAUGGGGAUGGUGGUUCAUCAGGAAGAUACACCAACACCAGGCAACAUGUCGGUGGUUUCUAAAUUGUUGGUACUCUUAAAAAAAACUUGUUCAUGAUCAGAAGAGUAGACUGGUUGAGUUAUCAGUGUAUGUUGGCACUUGCAUGGUGUUUUGUUGUACAGUCAAAUUCCACUGAUGGAUAAAAUGCUUUUCAAGGCGUUCUGUUGAUGCUUAAUUGCCAAAUGUAUUGUGGAUAGCUAUUUCUUGAAUCAAUUUCAAUCCAUUAGGUGCUUUCUUCUGCA